Messenger RNA from Phlebotomus papatasi, 2265 nucleotides. RefSeq names its product zinc finger and BTB domain-containing protein 17-like. Gene Ontology annotation, molecular function: RNA polymerase II transcription regulatory region sequence-specific DNA binding; DNA-binding transcription factor activity, RNA polymerase II-specific; zinc ion binding. The record is from RefSeq and is a predicted model, not a curated record. Gene Ontology annotation, biological process: regulation of transcription by RNA polymerase II. Gene Ontology annotation, cellular component: nucleus. The transcript has a single exon. NCBI's taxonomy places the organism in Eukaryota, Metazoa, Arthropoda, Insecta, Diptera, Psychodidae. The coding region runs from base 80 to 1780 and encodes 566 amino acids.
GUCUUAGUUUUCAUUAUAAGAAGUGAUACAAAUAAACUGAAUCAUUAUUAAUAUUAACUUAGUAGUGAUAUAAAGUGAAAUGGAGUGUCUUGAUAUAGCAAACAAUUGCCGGGCAUGCCAAGAUAAGACGCAGGAAGAGUCUCAAAGAAUAUUCAUCUUUAACACAGUGAAGCUCCCAGAUAUCUUCAAAGAAACCACAUCCCUGGACAUUCAUGAGAACGAUGGACUACCUAAAGUACUUUGCACAGCUUGCUACGAUCGCCUCCUGGAAGCUUACAACUUCCGGAAAAUGUGUUCCGCUGCUGUUCUGUACUUCCAAAAGAUCCUGUCAAUGAAUGUUCCGGAAGAGAAAUGCACCCCAUCUGAAAAUCUAACUGAUGUUCAUUUGAGAGAUACAACGCAGAUGAAUAUAAAGACAGAACCAGUUUCAGAUCUAAACGAUCCAAGCUUCCCACCGGAUAGCCCGGAUAGAGGCGAAUCUCCCAGUAACCUUUCCGAUACAAUAUCGAUAGAUGAUAAACUCCCAGAAAACUUGAAGAUAGAUCCGGACGACGCUUCUUUGAUCCUCAGAGAGACAAACAAAAAGCAAGAGGAUUCCCCUGUGAAGAUAAGAACUCCAAUUCUCGAGGACGACCAGAAUAACCUAGUCUGGUGUGCCCUCUGCAACUCGAAGUUCCGUAAAAAAUUUUCACUGGAGAUGCACAUGAGAGUGAAGCAUCUAGGAUUGAAAGCUUGUGAGUGCGAAAUUUGUGGAAAACAGUUUACUUUUCCUGGCUUAAAGUAUCACAUGAAUACCAAGCACAACAAAAGAGAGCAGUUUCCAUGCCCGGAAUCAAAAUGCAGAAGGCAAUUUAAAACCGCAUUAGGUCUUAGUAAUCACAUGAAGAAAAUACAUAAUCUGAAGAUUUCUAUAGUUCCCAUAAAGAAAAAAGUGGAAGAUGAGGUCCGUAGGAAUGAAUUUGAGACAUCCUCCUCCUUCAGAACCGACAAUUUAACUAAAAAAGCUGCAACUCCUCUUUCCAAGGAGAUUUCAGUGCAAUCCAGUACGCAGAAUAAUCCAAGCACAAGUGACGAAGAUAAUAAAAAAGACCUAUGCCCAAUUUGUGGGGUAAAGAGAGUAACAACUAUGGGGAUGAAAAACCACGUGAAGACUCACAAGAAAGAUAGAAUGUGGUAUUGCGUCUAUUGUCCUUACAAAUGCCAUAAAAGAACGAGAUUAACUAGCCACACAAAAACAAUUCAUAAAGGAAUAAAAGAAUUCCAAUGCUCGCAUUGUGAGUUGUCUUUCACAACGAAAAAGGCUGUGGAAGAACACUUGUUGCGUCGCAAAGGCAUAAAGAAUUUUCAGUGCACUUUCUGUGGACUCAAGACGGUCACAGACAAAGAGUUAAAGAUCCACGUAAACACUCAUACGAAGGAAAAAAUGUGGUAUUGCGAACAUUGUCCUCAUAAAACAGCAGCUAAGAAAAGUUUGGCAAGGCACGUAAGGAUAGUUCAUCAAGGAAUCAGGAAUCAUCACUGUCCUCAGUGUCACAAAUCCUAUGGAUCCACCUCAAGCUUGAAAAAUCAUAUAAUGAUCCACACAGGAGAACGUCCAUAUGCCUGUGAUGAAUGUGGCAGGAAAUUUAAACGAAAGGACAUCCUCACAGGUCACAUGAAAACUCAUCAACCUAAAACCAAGAGAACAAAAAAGUCCAGAACGAAGUCUAGAGGGAAAUCCAAAAUCAAGUCCAAACCCGAAUCUAAAACUAACGUCCAAAGUCAAAAAGUGAAGUUAUAAUCUAAGUUCUAAGUCUAAGUUAUACGGGCUUCAGACCUAAGUCAUAUGGUCAUAUGGCUUACUGCUCUAAUUUCUUAUCAAUCAUUCUUAUUUUUCAUGUUAGGAAGUGAAUGAUGCGGUUGGUUGUGCAAGACUAAAUUUUUAUUCAAUUGUCAAUAUAUUAAUUAGCGAAUGAGGGAAAUUGGAGUAAGGAAUGGAGUGGGAAAAAGGUGGAACUGGAAUAUAAGAAGAAAGUUGCAAGGGCUUUGCAACAUUUUCCUCCCCAUAUAGGGAGUUUCCGAAGGAAACAAAUGUUAAAGUUGUGGAAAUCGAUUGGAAAUCGAAGUGUAGUGGGUGGGAUAGAAUACAAUACAAAAGUUGGUUAGUCUUACAAAUUUUACAGUACAUUGGCUUUAUAAAUUGAAGUUAAAUUUACCCAAAUCGAUAUUCAAAAUUCCUGUUUAUAGUCAUUCAUAAUUAACCCUUUGUUCAAGGAUAAAUAUGGA